GUUAGGGUUAGGGUUUGAAUCUUUAACUGCUGGGGAUUACUAUAGUUCUCCUUCUAUUCAGCGUAAUUCAUUUCCAGAAUCAUCGUUGAUUGAUAUGGGAAAGAAAGAGAAGAAGGUGAAAGCGGAAGAGUAUUCUUCACCUGAAGAAGAUAAAAGAAAGAGGAAAAAUCCAAUUGAAGCUGCUAUCAGUGAUGAUGAUGCAGAGGCCAACGAGGACCUCAGCUUGAAAAUCGUUCAGAAAGCCAUGCUGCGAACUUGUAGUAUUGAUCCCCGAAGCAAUGGGGUUUCUGAAAUAGUUACGAAUUUGAAGGAAGAGAAGAAGAAAAAGGAGAAAAAGAAAAGGAAGAAGAGCGACGGAUUUGAAGUUCCGGUGGAUCCUGGUUCAACUGACGUAGAUACGGGUUUUAGAGAUUUCUGCGGAGACUUGUUUCUGGUGGAUAAUGUGAUUGACAAAGAAAAGACAGAGGCUGAUAAAGCCAUUGAGAUUUCUGAUAAAGCAGUUGAAACAAAUCCUGUUGACGUGUUGGACAAUGCUGUUCUGAGGAAGCUUCUUCGGGGGCCUAGGUACUUCGAUCCUCCAGACAACAGUUGGGGAGCAUGCUAUAAUUGUGGGGAAGAGGGUCAUACAACUGUCAACUGUACUUCAGCCAAGCGCAAGAAACCUUGUUUCGUGUGUGGGAGUUUUGAACAUAAUGCGAAACAAUGUUCCAAGGGACGCGAUUGCUUUAUAUGCAAGCAACACGGGCACCGUGCAAAAGAUUGUCCUGAGAAAAACAAGAGUUCUAAGAUAUGUCUAAAAUGUGGGGAUUUGGGACAUGAUAUGUUCUCAUGCAGGAAUGACUAUUGCCCUGAUGAUCUCAAGGAAAUACAAUGUUACAUUUGCGGAAGAUUUGGCCAUCUCUGUUGUAGAAAUUAUAGCGAUCCUGGUCCAAGAGAGGUUUCCUGCUAUAGAUGUGGGCUGUCAGGCCAUACUGGUUUGGCUUGUACAGGGUCUCAUUGGGACACAAAUGGCAUAGUAUCUGCUCAUUCAUGCUACAAGUGUGGUUUAGAAGGACAUUUUGCUCGGGAAUGCACCAACUCAAAAAGGGCUGGUAAGAGAAAUCGUGAACCAUCAACACCCAAGCAGAUAUCUUCCAAGAGUAAUAGGGAUUGGGAUCAUACUGAUGUCAGGUCCGCACCUCAUGAUCUUGGCAAGUCACGCAGAAAGAAGAAAUCCCAGCAUGCCGAAUUUGCUUCAGCAGUACAGAAGAAGCACAGAGGGGGUUGGAUUACUGAAGAUCCUGGGGAUUAUUACAGUACUAAGACCAAAUCAAAUAAUUGGAGAUCCCCAGUGACGCCAAAGGACAGAAGAUCUAAGAUAUCCACCUCAAACGGUGAUUAUGCAUCAAGUUCUCGUUCUUCUAAAAAGCCUCGGAAGCUCAAUUUUAACAAUUCCACAUCCAAUGGGUCAUCAAAAUUCUAUCAUCAUAGGUAUUCAGCAUCAAGAUUUGGCAACAGCAGUAAUGACUGGGGGGGAAGAAAUUAUGAAUGGUGGUAGAUUGUAUAAAUAUGGAUGUAGUUAUUAUUUGGUGUAUUUUCUGGCAAUAUCGGGAGCCACUUUGGAUCUAUCGGGACUUUUCUGAGACCUAGGUGAUGAUGCUAGAGAUGUUCCCUUGGCCCUCCCCAAAUACAUCAUAUAUCUGAGAAAGCUGCAAGCAGUACUGCCAAUGGCUCCUAGGAACAUACGAAUGUAAGCUGGUGGAAAGGCCGAAUUGGCAGUCCAGUUGUUUUGGGCCAUCCUCUUUGGUUUUCCUCAUAGGUCAAUUUGGUUGAACUGUAGGAUAUAGAUCACUGCAUAUAAUGUUCUGUGCGAUGCAUACCAAAAUCUGCUCUUUUUUUUCAGUUGCCAAAUUGUACGAUUACCGUGUGAAUCUGCCUUUGGAUUUUAUACUUACAUCUCGCCAAUUGGUGCAAGCUGUUAUAACUUGUUAUUCAUAAGUAUUGUCCUUUCCCAUGUUGUUUA
Molecule: messenger RNA, 2002 nt
Organism: Sesamum indicum (sesame)
Lineage: Eukaryota; Viridiplantae; Streptophyta; Magnoliopsida; Lamiales; Pedaliaceae
Product: zinc knuckle (CCHC-type) family protein
Molecular function (GO): zinc ion binding; nucleic acid binding
Source: RefSeq, a predicted model, not a curated record